AUGGACCCAUUCUCCAUCUCAGUCGGCACCGUGUCACUACUCCAAUUGACAUUCCAACUUGGCAAGUACUUACAUGACGUCUAUAAAGUGGCUGCCACAUUCAGAGAGGAGAUUGGAUCGCUAUUGUCGGAGAUUCAAGAUCUGGAGUCGAUAAACAAAUCAAUCGAACAGUUUCACAGGGGCGAGACUCAAAUCUAUACCACAGGGCAGUCAGAGCUGUCGCAAGAAGAUAUCGAAGUCUGGCAAAACACGAUCAGAACUUUGCAAAACUGUUCAAACACUCUACACCAAUCCUUUUCCGCAAACAAAGUUGCCUCGAGCCUUCCUCUGAACAAACAUUUCGAUACACCAAAGGCAGUUUCGAGUAUUUUUACGGGUAGGAAAACGUACCUGGAUGGGCUCAAGCAAGCGUUUGACGCCUCCCAUUCAUCCUUCGACGACAGUUAUUUGCCCAAACGGUUUGUCAUAUUUGGUCUCGGUGGUUCUGGCAAGACUCAAUUCUGUUGCAACUUCUGGGGCGUAUUCACCGUUGAUGCCAGCUCUCCGGGAAAUGCCCAGCAAAGCUUCGUUACAAUUGCCAAAGCUUGCGGGACAGAUCCAAAUGAACGCGCAGCGAAGAGCUGGUUAUCGAGCAGUGAUCGACCUUGGCUACUUCUCAUCGACAACGCGGAUGAUACCAACCUAGAAAUUGAGAAGUAUUUCCCUGAUGGUGAACAAGGCUUAACGCUCAUUACGACACGGAAUCCCUCUGUCAAGAUGCACGGAACGAUCGGUCAGCGGUUCUAUCACUUUGAUCGACUAGAUCAUGACGAAGCAAACGAACUACUACUAAGAGCAGCCGACAAUCGCGAACCCCGAACGCCCACCAUAUUGCGAUUAGCGUCAGCGAUCACCAGAACACUGGGAGCCCUACCUCUAGCACUCGUCCACGCCGGCAAAGCGAUUAAAGCAAAGAUCUGUGAUUUGAGCAACUAUGUUUCCUACUACGAGCGUAGUUGGCAAUUGAUCCGCCAAAGUCAACACACAACCAGCGGAGCUGAUGAUGAUGCUGACUACAUGAAGGUCUAUGCAAGCUAUGAAUCGUAUUUCGCGGUCUGGAAGCCAUAA
Messenger RNA from Exophiala xenobiotica, 1107 nucleotides. RefSeq lists its product as uncharacterized. Bases 1 to 1107 code for a protein of 368 amino acids. The transcript is spliced from 3 exons. The record is from RefSeq and is a predicted model, not a curated record. Gene Ontology annotation, molecular function: ADP binding. NCBI's taxonomy places the organism in Eukaryota, Fungi, Ascomycota, Eurotiomycetes, Chaetothyriales, Herpotrichiellaceae.